Molecule: messenger RNA, 1190 nt
Organism: Ruditapes philippinarum (Manila clam)
Lineage: Eukaryota; Metazoa; Mollusca; Bivalvia; Venerida; Veneridae
Product: gelsolin-like protein 1
Exons: 12
Molecular function (GO): actin filament binding
Source: RefSeq, a predicted model, not a curated record
AUUUCACAAAGGCGUUUGUAGCUUUCCAUAUAAAAUGGAAAUUAUAUACGUAUUAAGGGCGUAUUAGUUGUAAUUACUGUUGUGUUUUGUUAUUAUACAGCGGACGUGCAUGAUAGAUAUAAAAAAAAACACUGGAAUACAAAAUGUCAGGUCUAGUAAAGCCUAAACAAUACAACUGGAAAGAUACCAAUUUGGCACUAUUUGGGUCUAGCACUGAGAAGGAUAUCAAAAAAUCAGCUGCAGCAACGGAACCAGCUUGGAAAAAUGCGGGAACCAAACCUGGACUUCAAAUUUGGCGGAUUGUCGAAUUCAAAGUCACCCACUGGCCGGUACAAGAUUACGGGAAAUUUUUCGACGGCGACUCGUAUAUCAUCCUGAAUACAUACAAGGAACUCGACUCUGACCAGUUGUUAUAUGACGUCCAUUUUUGGAUAGGAAAAUACAGCUCACAGGAUGAAUAUGGAACGGCGGCAUAUAAAACGGUAGAGUUAGACAUAUUACUUGAUGAUAAACCUAUUCAACAUAGAGAGGUACAGGGGCACGAGUCUAAACUCUUCAAAUCUUACUUCGAUACAAUCACAAUUCUUAGAGGGGGUGCAGAGAGUGGCUUUAAGAAGGUGGAACCAACAAAAUAUGAGCCCAGACUUCUACAUUUCCAUGGCAACAGAAAACACAUUGAAGUCACAGAGGUACCACGAUGUCUGGAGUUAAUUGAUUCAUCAGAUGUGUACAUCCUUGACCUUGGCCUCAAAAUUUAUCAAUGGAAUGGAAAGAACAGCAACAAGGACGAAAGAUUCCGUGCUGCAGGUUAUAUUAAUGAAAUCAAACAUCAACGUGGAAAAUGUACCUCGGAGACCAUUGAUGAAGGCAUGCAGGCCUGUGGUACGUUUUAUAAUAAACUGGACGAAGUUGAAGAAACAAAUGGCAUAAACAGCAAAAUGUGUACGGAACCUGUUUCAAAGAAAUUGUUCAGAUUGAGUGAUGAAACCGGGGAGAUGACGUUCAAAAUGGAAAAAGAAGGUCCAAUGACACAAAAAGACCUCGAUACGAAUGAUGUGUUCAUUCUCGACACAUGUAGUGAUGUAUUUGUAUGGAUAGGCAAUGCAACAACAAGUAACGAGAAGAAGAACGCCAUGGUGUAUGCACACGUGAGAGUUUUUAUUCUUCUCAAGAGUUUCUAUUCCAUAAUU